UCAAAAGAUUUGUCAACUUCUAGACAUUUCGUUCGCAUUUCUAAACUAUUGUGGUUUGUGAAGUGAAAUAUAAUAAAUUCACAGUUUCUCCAGGAUUCUGUGCGCUUUUGUGGGAACAAUGAUUUAUUUAUGAUGUUAACAGCAGUUCUGGUGCGCUCCUUUGCCUUGUAAAACUAAGUCUGUAUGUUAUUCUCUGCAUUUUCACUUUUAUCACUUGCCAUGGAAGACGCUACGGUGCCUUUACAUCUGGAGCCUUUUCAGCACGGCGAGGUGUCUGACAAACGAAUCUGGAUCGGCAAUCUCGACACCAGAGUUAAUGAGUAUCAACUACUGAAAAUGGUCCGUGUGUAUGGAAACAUCGAGAAGUUUGACAUGCUGUUCCAUCGGAGCGGCCCCAACGUGGGACAGCCCCGGGGCUUUGCCUUCGUUACGUACAAGCUGAGGCAGGAUGCCAUCAAAGCCAUGAACUCACUGAAUGGCCAAGUACUGGGGUCCAAAAGGAUAAGCGUCAAGUUUGCAAAGAAUACGGAUGAGCAAGAAAAACCAAAACCAGAACUAGGCAUAGCAGUCCUAGCCGGUGCUAAACCAGAGCUUAAACUCAGCAAGAAAACUGCCAUACAGUCAAUUGAAGCAAAACUCAAAAUGAUGGAGAACAUGAAGGCAGGAGAUGACUUCGUAAUCAACAAAUUAGCUGCAAACGAGGCUCCAGUGAUCGCCCAGUAUCAAACGAAACAAUAUCAACCACAGAGCAAAUCUGCUUCAUCCUUCAGAAGGCGGCACCCUUACCACAAGAAAAGAUAGGUUUCAUUUUGAUAUUGCCUUCAUUUAUAUGGAAGGUGACGCUACUGUGCUGUUUUACCCAUUGUAUGCUGGACU
Molecule: messenger RNA, 876 nt
Organism: Helicoverpa zea (corn earworm)
Lineage: Eukaryota; Metazoa; Arthropoda; Insecta; Lepidoptera; Noctuidae
Product: probable RNA-binding protein 18
Exons: 4
Coding region: 184-801 (205 amino acids)
Molecular function (GO): RNA binding
Source: RefSeq, a predicted model, not a curated record